AUGGCGACCACCAUCAUAAAGUUCCGCCCCACACCUUUUUUUCAACGCUCAGCAGCAGCAAGCACUUCUUGGAAUUCUCCGGUUGAAUGCCUGAGGACUUUUGCCACGAUCCCGGCAACCGUCAGCAACAAUUGGCUCUCGGGAACCCCGAGUCACGCAACAGAGCCAGCACAGCACUCUGAUCAAGAGCAAAUCGUUCGCAGACAAAACACCACCCCCACCAACCCAUCAGCCAUGGACGUAAUCCCAGAAAAGCCCAAACCGCUCGUCGCAGAUAACCCAUCUCUCAUCCCGCUCCUCGCCUCAGCCCUCCUCAUCCUCCUCCCCGCCGCCUUCUUCCUGCUCCGCCAACAUCUGCAGAGUCGCAGCGCCGUCGCGGGCCAGCAGGCCGCCGCCGCCGCCUCCCCCGCGCUGCCGCCGGCCGACGAGAUCGUCAGCCUGCGCAUCUACCCGAUCAAGUCGUGCCGCGGGAUCGAGGUGCGUUCGGCGCGGCUGCUGCGCACGGGGCUCGACCUCGACCGCAACUGGAUGUUCGUCUCGCUGCCCAAGCGCGACUUCGUCACCAUCCGCACCAACCCGCGGCUCACGCUCAUCACCACCGCCGUCGACUGGGCCGCCGACACGCUCACCAUCGCCAUCAAGGAUGGAAACGAAAACGACGAGAACCACAAAAUCGUCAUCCCCGCCCACCCCUCCCCCGCCUGGUUCGCCGCCAACGGCUGCACCCUCCACGCCGGGAACGUCAUCUGGUCGCAAGAGACGGACGGGUGGGAGUACCCGGCGGCGCUGACGGCGCCGUUCGCGCGCUUUCUGAGCGGCAGUGACGCCAACGACGUCCGCCUCGUGUACAAGGGCCCCACGCCGCGGGUGCUGCGCGGCAGCGGCGCGCCCCACGUGCUGGGCCGCACGCAGGCGACAAAGUUCGCCGACAUGAUGCCCGUGCAGGUGGGGUCGCUGGCGAGCGUGGCGGAGCUGAAUGCGCGGCUGCGCGGGGCGGGCGAGGAAGUCGAGAUUGACAUCGAGCGGUUUCGGCCGAAUGUCGUGGUGAGGGGGCAUGUGCCGUGGGAUGAGGAUGGGUGGAAGACGCUGAGGCUUGGGGGAGGGGAAGGAGGAGUGGGGGGAAAGGGUAAGGGGUUGGUGUUGGAUGUCGUUUGUCGGUGUUUGAGGUGCCAGGUCCCGAAUGUGGAUCCCGAGACGGCGGAGAAGCAUCCGAGGCAGCCGUGGAACGAGUUGAUGAAGUAUAGGAGGAUCGAUGAGGGCUUGAAGUUCAAGCCGAGCUUUGGGAUGCUGUGCGCGCCGAGAGACGAGGGGCUGGUCGAGGUGGGCAUGAGGUUCGAGGUUACGGAGACGACGAAUAAUCACUAUUUUGUCAGUCCGAUGAAGUAG
Molecule: messenger RNA, 1386 nt
Organism: Diplodia corticola
Lineage: Eukaryota; Fungi; Ascomycota; Dothideomycetes; Botryosphaeriales; Botryosphaeriaceae
Product: mosc-domain-containing protein
Exons: 1
Coding region: 1-1386 (461 amino acids)
Molecular function (GO): catalytic activity; pyridoxal phosphate binding; molybdenum ion binding
Source: RefSeq, a predicted model, not a curated record